Messenger RNA from Dicentrarchus labrax (European seabass), 6728 nucleotides. Its product is annotated as ADAMTS-like protein 1. Gene Ontology annotation, biological process: extracellular matrix organization. The record is from RefSeq and is a predicted model, not a curated record. Gene Ontology annotation, molecular function: metalloendopeptidase activity. Gene Ontology annotation, cellular component: extracellular matrix. Bases 135 to 4877 code for a protein of 1580 amino acids. NCBI's taxonomy places the organism in Eukaryota, Metazoa, Chordata, Actinopteri, Moronidae. The transcript has 26 exons.
ACGUGUUUGCUGGGGGAACAAAAUAUCUGGAAGCGACCGUGAAGUGUCAUGUCGUCUCCGGCAGUUCUUGGCUGACUUCUACCUUUCUCUCUCUCUCUCUCUCUCUCUCUCUCUCUCUCUCUCUCUCUCUCUGUAUGUGUAUGUGUGUGUGUGUGUGUGUGUGUGUGUACACUGGAGCCGGAGCGCAGCGCGGAGAGGAGAGCAGACCUCUUUACUCCCUGAGUGACUGGACAGACCGGGACAGACGGACAGGGGAGCGGGCACUCACAGUUGUCUCUGUGCAAUUUGAAAUUCCAUUGAACUUGAUCAGCGCCAGAGAGAUGACAGGGGGCUGCUUGUGGACGGCGGCACUGGUUCUUGUCGCUGUUUGUGUGGAGGUUGCUGUAUUGGCCAACGAUGGAGACGCAGUGUUCAUCAGGGAAUUCACUCUGAUUCGACGAGACCACCUUCCAGAAGAGCCGCUCCAUGAUGUCAGCCAAAAACCAGAAGACCCUAGCUCACGGACGGCCCGAUCAGAAGAGGACAGAGACACUCUGUGGGAUGCCUGGGGCUCGUGGAGUGAAUGCUCCCGUACCUGUGGAGGAGGUGCCUCAUACUCCCUCCGACGAUGCCUCAGCUCCAAAACCUGUGAAGGGCAAAAUAUCAAAUAUCGCACAUGCAGUAAUGUGGAUUGCCCUCCAGAUGCAGGUGAUUUCCGUGCCCAGCAGUGUUCAGCUCAUGCAGAUGUGCGAUACCAGGGUCAGUACCAUGAAUGGCUGCCUGUGUACAAUGACCCAGACAACCCCUGCGCUCUCAAGUGCAAAGCCAAGGGCACGGGCCUUGUGGUGGAGCUGGCGCCCAAGGUGCUGGAUGGGACACGCUGUUACACCGAGUCCUUGGACAUGUGUAUCAGUGGAGUCUGCCAGAUUGUAGGUUGUGAUCAUGAUUUGGGGAGCACAGUGAAGGAGGACAACUGCGGCGUCUGCAAUGGAGAUGGCUCAUCCUGCAGACUGGUGCGAGGACACUACAAAUCCCAGCAUGAUUCAGGAAAAACUGAGGACACAGUUGUUGUCAUCCCCUAUAAGAGUCGUCAUGUCCGUCUAGUCCUGAAAGGCCCGGAUCACUUGUACGUGGAGAGUAAGACCCUACAGGGGUUAAAAGAUGAGCUGGUCUUGGAUAAGUCAGGCCAGUACCACCUCGAGAACACCAGCUUGGACUUCCAGAAACUUUCAGAUAAGGAGGUCCUGAGAAUCACUGGCCCACUCGGAGCUGACUUCACUAUCAAAGUGCAGUUUGCCAGUGGAGCAGACAGUGUGGUCCAGUACAUCUACUACCAGCCCAUCAUCCACCGCUGGAGAGAGACCGACUUCUUCCCUUGCUCCGUCACGUGUGGUGGAGGCUACCAGCUCACCUCAGCAGAGUGCUUUGACCUUCGGAGCGGCCGGGUGGUUGUAGAUCAGUAUUGCCAUUAUUACCCAGAGAACGUCAAACCUAAACCCAAACUCCAGGAGUGCAACAUGGAGCCCUGCCUGGCCAGUGAUGGCUACAAGCAAAUUAUGCCAUAUGACCUCUACCAUCCUCUGCCUCGAUGGGAGAGCAGUCCCUGGACCGCCUGCUCCACCUCCUGCGGUGGAGGCAUCCAGAGUCGCUCGGUAUCCUGUGUGGAGGAAGACAUGCAGGGUGUCAUCACUCCCACUGAGGAAUGGAAGUGUCUCUACUCCCCAAAGACAGCUAUCCUGCAGCCCUGCAACACCUUCGACUGCCCCACCUGGCUGGCACAGGAGUGGUCACCUUGCACGGUGACCUGUGGUCAGGGUCUUCGCUACAGGGUGGUGUUAUGCAUCGAUCACAGAGGCCUCCACGCUGGAGGUUGCAACCCCACCACCAAACCCCACAUCAAGGAGGAGUGCCUGGUGACUGUGCCCUGCUAUAAGUCCAUGGAUACGCUUCCAGUUGAAGCAAAACCUGUGUGGCAUAAGCAGGCCAUAGAACUGGAGGAGGAGACCAUCGUUACUGAGGAACCAACCUUCAUCCCUGGUCCCUGGCAGACCUGCAGCAGGACAUGCGGCGCAGGGACCCAGCAACGGACCGUCAAGUGCCAGGUGUUGCUGUCCUUCUCCCAGACUGUUGCUGACCUGCCGGAUGAUGAGUGUGAGGGCGUCAAACCUGCAAUGAGUCAGCCUUGCUACCGUACUCCCUGCUCUGGUGUUUUGGGCAAAGGACAAGAAAGCGAAAAGGAGGAGGAGGAAGAGGAGGAGACACCUGAAAGAGAGGAACUCCACGACUGGGAGUAUGAGGGGUUUACGGAGUGCUCAGAGAGUUGUGGUGGAGGUGUGCAGGAGGCUGUAGUCAUCUGCCUGAACAAGCAGACCAGGGAGGCAGCAGACCAAAGCCAAUGUGUGAGCUCCCGUCGGCCCCCGCAACUCCUCCAGGACUGCCAGACUCAGCCCUGCCCACCCAGGUGGGAAACGGGAGAAUGGAGUUCAUGCUCUGCUACUUGUGGGGUUGGUCUGAUGACCCGCACUGUGGCAUGCACUCACCGACCCUCUCGGGACAGCAACCGUACUGAGGUUUUAAGGGAUGAAGACUGUCAGAACCCCAAGCCUGGUCCCGUCCAAGCCUGCAACCGCUUUGACUGCCCUCCUAUGUGGGACACACAUGACUGGGGACAGUGCUCCCGGAGCUGUGGUGGUGGAUUUCAAAAGAGGCAGGUCCUGUGCAAACAGCGACUGGCAGAUGGCAGCAUCCUGGAGCUGCCUGACACAUUUUGCCCUUCCAAGAGCCCUGCAAACCAGCAGCCCUGUGCCAACCAAGAUUGCCCACCUCAGUGGGUCACAACAGGCUGGUCCCAGUGCUCAGUGACCUGUGGAAAUGGCAUUCAGAGACUACAGGCAGUCUGCAGAAAACAAGGGGAAGAUGGGGGACAUUGGACCAUAGGUCCUGAGAACUGUUCCCUGAUUGCCCAGCCCACCAGAGUGCGGCCAUGCUCCCUUAGGCUCUGUGACAACUCUGUCAAGCCUGAUCCCACCAUACUGGCCCAGAGGAAGGUGUACAUCCAGUGGAGGAAGGGCAAAAAGUUACACUUGGUAGUGGGAGGCUAUGCCUACCUGCUCCCCUGGACAACUGUGGUCCUUCGAUGUCCAACCCGCCACUUCCGCAGGGGCCACAUCGAAUGGUUGAAGGAAGGCAAGCCCCUGGUCAACCUCCCACGUCUCUCCAUAACAUCACUAGGAUAUGUGAAGAUUCAUCAGGUUCGUGCAUCCGAUGCAGGGAUAUACACGUGUGUUGCAGGUCCGGCACAAGAACAUUUUGUCCUGCAAAUCAUUGGCAACAAGCAGAAGCUCUCUAUUCCAGAGGUAUGGCUCCUUGCAGGAGGACAACAAAAGGUUGGGCAGCCAGAUGUGUCCACAACGGGAGAAAGAUUUCAGGAGCUACCCAUCUCCCUCAACCAAUAUGACAACAUUGUUGAGCAUUUGCUUGAACUCAAAGGGUCUGAAGAUGAAAAAGACAUUGCUGAUAAGACACACUCAAGUGAAAAGAACAGGUCGACCCUGGAGGAUGAGCGCUCAGAACAUCCAAGUCUGCUCGUACUCAUCGCAGACACCCACAGGUUAGAUGAGCUCACACACAACCUCUCUGAAGGCUUCAAAGGGCCAUGGGGCGAACAACUCGUCGCACAAUUGCUCAGUGAGCUCACUAUGACACAAGGUGAAACCAAUGAGUCUACUCUUCAUCCCCCGGAAAGCGCAGAAUCCUCCACGCCAGGGCCCCUCCUUUACAAACCAAACAUCAAAGCGCACACAUCCAGGCCAAGAAACCCGGUGAUAAUCCAACGUUCCAGGAAGGUCGGAGUGGUGAUGUCGUCUGACAUGAUAGUCCAUGUGGGAGUGCCAGCUUUGCUGCAGAAACCCAUUGCUAGUUUGGAGCUGAGGUGUGAGGCACUGGGGAACCCUGAACCAUCCCUAACAUGGACAAAGAAUGGAAAAGAGUUGCACUACAACAGCAGAGUAGUCCUGUUGCCCACUGGCUCACUGAGGAUCCAGUCUCCAAGCAAGGUGGAUGAGGGUCUGUACACCUGCACCGCAAGGAACCGUCUUGGGUCUACGUCCCUUUCAUCAUGGCUGCAGAUUACAGGUGGCAAAGGAAGAAUGUGUGUCGAAGGCAAUGGUAUGGGAACAAAUGGCCCUAAUUGCUCUGAGAGGGGCAACAGCAGCCAGUCUGAGCUGUGUCGUGGACAAGCCUGCCCCCUCAGGUGGCAAGUGGAUCUUUGGUCACCAUGUUCAGCCAGUUGUGGAGGUGGGUCCCAGACCAGGAGUAUCCGUUGCAUGAAGGGUCCUGAGGGCAGAUCAAAAGAGGUGGGGAGUCAGCACUGCCUUGGCACAGGAAAGAGACACUCUGACACCAGGCUAUGCAACCAACUGCCCUGUGCCAGAUGGACCACUACCCACUGGGGACCGUGUCAUGGUCAGUGCGUGGGUCCCAGUUUGGCCACACAGCACCGCCAUGUUUACUGCCAAGACACAAAUGCCACCAAAGUCCCCUACAGGAUGUGCAGUGGACUCCAGAGACCCAGCUCCUUGAAGAAUUGCUCAACAGAGGCCUGUGCCCUUCACUGGCGUGUGGGGCCGUGGACACAGUGCACUGCCACCUGUGGACGGCAUGGUUUCCAGUCACGCCAGGUGACCUGCAUGCACCGUCGAACUGGAAGGGCCACACGUGAACAUCACUGCAUGUGGAGGCCUCGCCCUCCCAGCUGGCAGCGAUGCAAUAUUUUGUCCUGCGGCAGAGCAGGAGAGUGUCGAGACAGCACGAGGUACUGCGAGAAGGUUCGGCAGUUGGAGCUGUGUCCGCUGCCCCAGUUUAAGAACCGCUGCUGUCAUUCCUGCCGAAACACCUGAGGUGGGGACGUGAGACGAGGGCCAUGGACAAGCUGGAUAGGUCAGGGAAGAUGCUCAGACUGACCAACAGAGACUUGAAACCUCUAUGCCCCGUCCUUACACCCACAGCUGUCUUCAGUGAUCAGUCUUGGAUGGGGUUUCCUGAGUGUGUAGGAGUGUUUGGAUGGUCAUAGUGCCUGUGAUCUUGUGUGGGUUUGAAUUUGAAGGUUUUGAGAGGAGUGACAUGUCUGUUAGUGAAGGCUUCAGUUUCACUUCUUUUUUUAAAAUUAGAAGUUCACGCUGGCAGCUUUCCUUAAUUAUGCCAGAGCAAAGAUAGAUUUCCAUUGUGUGUAAUAGAAAUUAGUGGUUGCUCUUUUGUUUCAUCGGUGACUAAUGACCAGUCCGCAUUAAUAGUAUCUGGUGGGGUUUGCGGGUUUUCCUAAAACAAAUGGAACAAAAGUGCUGCCUCACCAUGAUCUGUUAUAGCCCCAUCACUUCAUGUCCAAACUAGGGUGCAUAUUAUAUUACAAUUUAGCUAACAGUACACAAAUAUGUAAUUAAUAUACUUUUUUUUAUUGAUUGACUUCAUACCCUGGUAUUCUGGGUAGACCCCUUAGCUUUUGAUAACCACUGGAUAGUUGUGUGUUUGCCUUUAUUGCAAUGGUCUCCAAAACAGUGUUGGAAAAAAUUGUUUUGAUGCUAAAUAAGCUUUUAUUAAUGACGUAUGGGUAAACUCUUGUUUAAAACUGAAAUACAGCAAAAUGCUGCAUAUAAAUGGGAACUGUCUAGAAUGACUAAAAGCCUAAUAUAGAUAACAUUUAGUCACCUAGGUAACUGAUCAUGGUCUGUGCUAUCAUUUUGGGUCAUUUAGCAUGUGUUGACCACAGUGAUUGGUCAAGUCAUUUAAAGAGAAAAGGAAUUAGGAUUGCAGGUGUUUUAAGUGCAUUUUUUGCGGAAUAAAAAGUAGGUUAAGAUAAAGAUUUGUCUUGCAUGGGUUGCACUAUGGGGGUGUAUGACUGAAGCAAGUCAAUUUUUGGAAACAAUUUUGCACUCAACUCAUCCAAGUCUUUGUUAAGAACAUGGCUUGUAGAGUUUUUUUUUUUUUUAGUUUGUAAAGUUACAUUGUUUAUAUAUUUUGUUUUGUGAUCUUGGCAUUUUUUGUAAAGAUAUUUUGUUAAAAUGUCCCUUUAACCACUUUGUGAUGUUAGCAUGUUUAAACAUGAACUGAGCAUAAUAGUUCCUCACUGAGGUCAUAAAGCCCAUUUCCUUCUGUCAAUUCAUAUUUUUGCUUUCCUGUCUCAUUUUAGGAAAACAACAAAGUUACAUUUGACAGUUCUUAUGUAAGUGUUCUUCCUUGGACAGAUUUCAGUGUUAGUUGAACUUAAAAUAUGUAAAUAUGACGUCUGUGUUAUAUUUGGAUAUUGGUUAAACAGUAGGGAAGCUUUUAAAGAUCAUUAUUCAUGUACCAUACAUUAUUGUACCAUAUAGACAGGGUUUGCACUUUUGACAUUAUGUCCUGGGUUCCACAAUUCUUCAUCAUUAAGUGCAACACAUACCUUAGCAGGAGACUACUUGGCCUUUCAUUAAGGUGUGAUUAUUUGAUUUUAUGAGAGGAAAACAUAAUUAACAUAUUACUUAUGCUCUUAAGUUAUGUAGAUAUUUGUUUUGUCCUUUUCACUAUUUAUUUUAAUGAGUGUUCUUGUGCAUAGUUUUGUAAAUAAUAACAGUGGUGGGUUUUAAGUAUUCAUUUCCCGACAGUUUUUUGGUAUUUGAUGUGCAUGCAAUAGGCACCCACUGCUGGUGACUUGAUGUGUUGCUCUCUGCUCAUGCCUGGUUAAUCAUGAAAUAAAACCAAAUACAUUCCUUUAAUAA